Messenger RNA from Gigantopelta aegis, 750 nucleotides. RefSeq names its product putative nuclease HARBI1. Lineage: Eukaryota; Metazoa; Mollusca; Gastropoda; Neomphalida; Peltospiridae. The record is from RefSeq and is a predicted model, not a curated record.
AUGGCCACGUCGGGAACCAUGCUAUCAUAUAAUUCGCGAACGUUAGCGAAACGUUCGCUGGCUGAACGUAGACCAGGACUGGGAUCGGCCAGUGGAUUAGGAAGAGAAAUUUACACCAUGGGCAGCACAGUCGGGGAGGGUGUAGGGGGCGAAACCAGAGGUUUUGUCUGCGGCGCCGUCCCCGCGUCGAUUCUGACAAGACUGGAUAGGCCACGAGGACUUCCAAGUCUGCCACCACACCACGUGUCCGCAUUCCCCAAUGCUGUAGGCGCAAUAGACGUGACACUAAUACCAAUCCAGGGUAUGUCAGGGGAUGACGAGAAAUUGUAUGUUUGUCGUAAGGGAUACCAUGCCCUCAACAUACAAACAGUUGCUGAUGCCAAAAUGAGAUUCAUAAACAUAAACUGUAAAUUUCUGGGUUUAACACAUGAUGUACUAACAAGCUCUACUGUGCCAGACAUUAUGAAAACUCUACCAGAAGGAGGAUUUCUCCUAGGUGAUGCUGGCUAUCCACUAAAGAAAUGGCUGAUGACACCAGUAAUGAAUCCUUCAACACCACAAGAAAUGCUGUACAACACAUCACACAGCAAGACAAGAGCCAUUGUCGAACGUGCUUUCGGCAUUCUUAAGUCAAGGUUUAGGUGCAUCCAUAAGACAGGUGGCAGUCUGCCGUAUGUGCCAUCAAAGUGUGCGAAGAUUAUUGAAACCACAUUUCACUUGCACAACAAAGGACAAGAUACCCCUGUAUGA